This is a messenger RNA of Punica granatum (pomegranate), 1851 nucleotides long. The record is from RefSeq and is a predicted model, not a curated record. NCBI's taxonomy places the organism in Eukaryota, Viridiplantae, Streptophyta, Magnoliopsida, Myrtales, Lythraceae.
AUGGCUGUCGUCUCCAUGAUCAGACGAACUGUCUUCCUCCUCCCUCUCUUCUUCGUCUUCUCGCAGGGCUUCAAGAUUGACUUCGGAUUUAAUCCCCAGAGACUCAUCGAUGAUAUGAGCAAGAGGUUUUUUAUUGGGAAUGAUGGAGGCUUGAAAGGUGAUGCCGGGAAGCUCGAGUAUCAGGAGGACGCAGUUAAUGGAGAGAAAGGUGGGUUUGUCGUACCGGAUGCCUCGGAUUUCUUCCAGGAUAUGGACAAGUCCGAAUUCCAAACAAACUAUGCCGGUGAAUGGGAGUUGAUCCUUGACAAUUCCGGGGUCUCUGCGAUGCACCUGCAGCUGAUGCCCCACAAUGAGGUGGUGAUCUUCGACUCCACGGGUCUCGGUCCAUCGAAGCUUGCAUUGCCUCCAUUUAGUCCUUGCCCUCUGGGACCUGAUGGCAAGCCAGACUGCUGGGCCCAUGCCGUCGCAUACAACAUUGAAACGCAACAACUGAGACCUCUCCAUGUCAUCACUGACCCAUGGUGCUCUUCUGGCGGGCUAGCAGUUGAUGGCUCUCUUGUGAGCACCGGGGGCUUCUAUUCUGGAUUGAAAUCCGUCAGGGUCAUCGAGCCAUGCAGUACCUGCGAUUGGAAUAAAGACACCGCAGACGUACUCGGAAGUCCGAGAUGGUAUGCAACUCAGGCGAAGUUAGAAGAUGGAAGCUUCUUUGUGAUUGGAGGCAGGAAAGCAUACAACUACGAGUACGUAACCGCAAACGGGCAAGCCAAUGGCCAAUUGAUCUUAUCAACCUUCAUGGAUGAGACCACGGACCUUGACGAGAACAACCUGUACCCCUUUGUUCACCUCCUUCCCGACGGGAACCUCUUCAUCUUUGCCAACAGCCGUUCGAUCCUCUUCAACCCUCGGACCAACCAGGUGAUCAAGGAAUUCCCCAGGCUUCGGGGCGGGUCCCGGAACUACCCCGCCUCAGGCAUGUCUGCGCUCCUCCCCAUCAGGCUGGAUGAGAAUAACAAGCCCAAAGAAAUUCAGGUGAUGGUGUGCGGUGGCGCUCAACCGAAGGCAUACGGGUUGGCAGACCCGGAAAGAAAGGGUGGCAGAGUAUUGUUGAAUGCCCUGCAAGACUGCGGACGGCUUGUGGUCUCCGACCCGAACCCCAACUGGAUGAGGGAAAAAAUGCCGUCCCGGAGGGUGAUGGGCGACAUGCUCAACCUCCCCACUGGAGAUAUACUCAUGAUCAACGGAGCCAAGAAAGGAACUGCCGCAUGGAACCACGCUGCGGAACCGAACUACAACCCGGUCCUCUUCAGACCUGAGAAGGUCGGGAGGGAAAGGUUCAAGGUGCUGAAGGCUACCACUAUCCCGAGGAUGUACCAUUCCACCUCCUCGGUCCUCCCUGAUGCCACAAUCCUGGUCGGAGGCAGCAACACGAACCCGACUUACCAAUUCGAGGGCGUCGAAUAUCCGACUGAGAUGCGCCUAGAGAAGUUCUACCCUCCCUAUCUUGACCCGGCCCUCCAGCACUACCAACCCGAGAUCCUGCAGUUCGACAACAGGAUGACAUUUGGGAACGACUUCCAUAUUAGCUUCCGUGUCUUCGGUACCCUUAACGAGGUCCCGAUGAGGCAAAUCAAGGUCACGAUGUAUGCGCCGCCCUUCACCACCCAUGGCUAUUCCAUGAACCAGAGGCUCAUCCAGCUCGGCUUCACCGACCUCUCGGCUGAUCUGUUCGGGGUCCAGCAUGUCACGGCCAGGGCUCCACCAUCAGGCAGGAUUGCUCCGGCUGGGUACUACCUCGUGUUUGUGGUCUACCGUGGGAUCCCGAGUGUCGGGAAAUGGGUCCAAAUCCAGUAA